AUGCCUCCAGCGAGUUCUUCAGCACAGGAGGUGCUGAAGUUUAACCUUGGUAUGGACUUGGAUGUCCCAGCCACCCAAGGCCCAUUUAACCUUGGAUUCAGCCAUCCUGUCCAACCCACGCCUGCCAAUCUGAUACAGACCUCCGGCAUGGACCUUGACAUCCCAGGCGUGCAAGGACCAUUCAACUUUGGAUUUGGCAGUACUGUGCAGCCCACACCGGCCAAUGUGGUACAGCUGUCCACAGGAGCUCAGCCUCUCAAUUUGGGAUUCAAUCUCCCUAUUGUACCACCGGCAUCACUGCAACCAAUCUCUGGUGUCCCCAUCGCAAAGCCAUUCAACCUGGGGUUUAAUAUUCCAGUUGAAUCCAAGGUGCCAGCGACCGCAUCGCCACUCUCCCAGCUGUUCAAUUUAAGUGUUAACAUCCCUGUCAAAGCUCCUGUCAACAUCCAGGAAACUUCGACCAGACCUCCGGCAUGCCCUCCUGCCAGUGGUCCCUCCCAGCAUGUUGGCUAUGACAGCAAUAACAGAGCAUUCGAGUUUGGAUGUCAGCUACCGACACCAGUUAGCCAGUGGCAACCUGAACUCAUCAAGGUGCCAGAGCCGUCACCUCCUCAGGAAGUGCCAGCGCUGGCAGGAACAUCGACUGUAUAUUCAAUUGUAAUGUUGCCAAAUAGCGAUGGGCAUCUAGUCCCACCGACCCUGGCAUCUUUGGUGAUUGACAUUGUGCAGCGCCUUGGAGGAGAAGAAUUUGAUGAACUGGCCCAGAUGAUGGUCGGCGCCGCCUUGGACCCAGGUGAUGAUGUCCGGGAUCCUCACCCUGAUGAAGUACUGGCAACCAAUCGUGUGAUGCUCAUCGCAUUCUGCAAAACCAGGGACAGGCUAACCCAGAUCUUCAAAGACCUCAUAAGCUUGCAUCACAUUUCACAGGCUCAUCAACAGGUCGUCCCAACAGUGGCUUCCUUAUUGCAACAAAUUGAAGCCGCAGAAGCAAAGACUAUGAAUGCAGAGUAG
This is a messenger RNA of Suillus bovinus, 1011 nucleotides long. RefSeq lists its product as uncharacterized. NCBI's taxonomy places the organism in Eukaryota, Fungi, Basidiomycota, Agaricomycetes, Boletales, Suillaceae. The record is from RefSeq and is a predicted model, not a curated record. The transcript has 3 exons. Bases 1 to 1011 code for a protein of 336 amino acids.